AUGACGACGAGAUUCAAGAAGAACCCCAAGAAGCGCGGCCAUGUGAGCGUUGGGCACGGUAGAAUCGGCAAGCACAGGAAGCAUCCCGGUGGUCGUGGAAACGCCGGAGGAAUGCAUCACCACCGCAUCCUCUUUGACAAGUACCAUCCUGGCUACUUCGGCAAGGUCGGUAUGCGCUACUUCCAUCGCCUGCGCAACAAGUUCCACUGCCCCACCGUCAACAUCGACCGGCUCUGGUUGCUGGUGCCGCAGGAGCUCAAGGACAAGGCCUCCAAGGACAACGCGCCUCUCAUCGACGUCACGCAGUUCGGCUACUUCAAGGUCCUCGGCAAAGGAUUACUUCCGGAGGGGAAGCCGGUCGUUCUCAAGGCCAAGCUCGUCUCUAAGAACGCCGAGAAGAAGAUUAAGGAAGCUGGCGGCGCCGUCGUGCUCACCGCUUGA
This is a messenger RNA of Salvia splendens (bonfire salvia), 441 nucleotides long. RefSeq names its product 60S ribosomal protein L27a-3. Gene Ontology annotation, molecular function: structural constituent of ribosome. NCBI's taxonomy places the organism in Eukaryota, Viridiplantae, Streptophyta, Magnoliopsida, Lamiales, Lamiaceae. Gene Ontology annotation, cellular component: cytosolic large ribosomal subunit; ribosome. The transcript has a single exon. The record is from RefSeq and is a predicted model, not a curated record. The coding region runs from base 1 to 441 and encodes 146 amino acids. Gene Ontology annotation, biological process: translation.